This is a messenger RNA of Aspergillus pseudonomiae, 2252 nucleotides long. RefSeq names its product Anp1-domain-containing protein. The transcript has 4 exons. Gene Ontology annotation, biological process: protein N-linked glycosylation; cell wall mannoprotein biosynthetic process. Gene Ontology annotation, cellular component: mannan polymerase complex. Lineage: Eukaryota; Fungi; Ascomycota; Eurotiomycetes; Eurotiales; Aspergillaceae. Gene Ontology annotation, molecular function: alpha-1,6-mannosyltransferase activity. The record is from RefSeq and is a predicted model, not a curated record. The coding region runs from base 380 to 1930 and encodes 516 amino acids.
AGGGUCUGUGGACGUGGAGGCGAAUCACCGCCCAGGCGCUACUGCACUGAAACCACCUAAACGCUUGGUUCCGACGCUCUGGACGGGCGUCCGUUAGUUAAUGCUACAUAGACCUUUUCGAGCCUUGACGUCUCCCUUCCCUUCUUUUGUCGCCAUUUUCCCUAUCUUGUUUCAUUAUUUCUUUUAAAUUCCUCCAGGGAUCUGUGAUCCUUUGUCGCUCCGUAGUGCAGUUAAUCUUACGCAUCCCGCCUCGCAGUCGCAUCGGCCUAGGUGGGAAAUAGGAAGUCAAGCCAGUGGUUUCCUUUAGAUCUAGGAACCUAGGGGUUCCUUUGUCUUCGGGACCGAUUUUCAAGCUACUGAUGCGACUGGCUUUGGAGAGAUGAACAGGCAUCACGCCUUCACCAACGGCUACGCUGCCUACCCUCGCGGGCAGGGCAGCACAUUCUCCAUUUCUCCCCACCGCUUCCAACCGCGUUCACAACCUGCUCUGCGACGACGAAGGCAACUUAUCCAACGGCUGUUCCUCAUUGGUGGCCUCUCUUUGUUACUCCUCGUCCUCAUCUUCCCUUCUUGGAGAGCCACAAUUCUGCCAGUAGUAUCCCUUGGACUUCUUUCUUCUGCGGAAGACUUGCAAAUACAAACUGUACGAUAUUACGACCUCUCAGCUGUACAGGGCACCGCAGAUGGAUGGGAGAAAGAAGAGCGUGUGCUCAUGUGCACACCUCUUAGGGAUGCCUCGUCCCACCUGCCGAUGUUCUUUUCGCAUCUCCGAAACCUCACCUACCCUCACCACUUAAUCGACUUAGCUUUUCUGGUCUCGGAUUCAAAGGAUAAUACACUAGAAAUGUUAUCCAGCAUGCUUGGGGAACUUCAGGCCGAGUCUGAUCCGCACAUGCCGUUUGGUGAAAUCUCAGUCAUCCAUAAGGAUUUCGGACAGAAAGUGACACAAGAUGUCGAGAGUAGGCAUGGGUUCGCUGCACAAGCUGGGCGGAGAAAGUUGAUGGCUCAGGCGAGAAAUUGGCUGUUAAGUGCUACGCUUCGACCGACUCACAGCUGGGUCUAUUGGAGAGAUGCCGAUGUAGAAACGGCACCAUUCACCAUUAUAGAAGACCUAAUGAGACAUGAUAAGGAUGUCAUCGUACCAAAUGUCUGGCGGCCACUCCCAGACUGGUUGGGCGGGGAACAGCCCUAUGACUUGAACUCCUGGCAGGAAUCGGAAACUGCACUGGCCCUGGCAGAGACACUGGAUGAGGAUGCAGUUAUUGUUGAAGGAUAUGCUGAGUAUGCGACGUGGCGGCCUCACCUUGCCUACCUUCGAGACCCAUACGGUGAUCCUGAUAUGGAGAUGGAGCUCGAUGGCGUUGGCGGUGUUAGUAUCCUUGCAAAGGCAAAGGUGUUCCGUGCUGGAGUUCAUUUCCCAGCAUUCAGCUUCGAAAAGCAUGCUGAGACUGAGGCAUUCGGCAAGAUGGCCAAACGCAUGGGAUUUUCCGUUGUCGGUCUCCCACAUUAUACUAUCUGGCAUCUUUACGAACCUAGUGUCGAUGAUCUUCGGCACAUGGAGGAAAUGGAGCAAGAGCGCAAAGCUCGCGAAAAGGAAGAGAAGGAACAAGCUGAGCGGUCAGAGCGUGUCAAUACCCUGUUCCGGGAUACUAAAGCAGAGUCGGAAAUCGAUAACGCUUUUGUUCGCGACGAUAUGGAAACCGAAGGAAAAGACCAGAAAGCCUCGGACGAUUCGAAGAAGCUGGAAGCUGAAAGUGCUGAGGAAGCGAAAAUAGACAAAUCCUCGAAAGCCCCAGAACGGGAAGAACAGAAAGCUCCAGAAACUCCGAAGAACAAAAACUUGAAAGAUGCCGAAGAGGUGUCUGCAGUAAAACCGGCUAAGGAACAGGCCGGUGCUGCGCAUGAUGAGCAAUUAAAGCAGGGAGAGUAGCGAUGCUCAUUAUCACAGUUCUUCAUGUAUUCGGUAGCGAAAGGCAUCGGUUUAAAAUCUGUGAAAAACGGAGAACAUCGCUGCCUAUUGCGCCUCACCAGUCUCUGUGCUGGUCACAGUGUGGCUUUCUCAUUCUCUUUAGAAUAUGCCGUCAAUUACUGGCAGCUUUUUGUAUAUGGGCUUGUGGAGUGUUUUGAGGCUUGAUUUAUUCAUCUGAUAUUUGGUUGAUCUGUAGGUCUGAUAUUGGGAAGCACUUGUUUUAUUUUUCGCUGUCUUGACGAUGUAUUGGUAUGAACGACUUGCCUCAUGGGCAAAACGUAUG